Molecule: messenger RNA, 1871 nt
Organism: Striga asiatica
Lineage: Eukaryota; Viridiplantae; Streptophyta; Magnoliopsida; Lamiales; Orobanchaceae
Source: the annotation of a GenBank genome assembly
GGACUUUACGGUUGCAAGACCGUUGUGGUACCAAAGCCUCACAUCGGCAACAAGGUUGUGACUUUCAAGGGAAGUUGCCAUCUGAUGACGAGAUUUAGUGAGAGGGUUAUGUUGAAAAUUCAGAUUUUAAAAGGAACGCAAAACGACAAACCAAUUGAUAGCACAGCGCAGCGAGUUCCUCCGACAGUGUACAGGCAGGGAGAUCUUUCCACGUGGACGGCUAGGAUUUCUAUUGUUGAUGACUUGAGGCCAUAUGAUGAUAUGAACGAUGAAGCUAUAACGGAAGGCUCCAAUUUUCUUAACCACGCUGAAUUAAAUAAAGCAUCAGCUACAGCUUAUCUCUUGAGCUCACAAACAGAAACAGCCAUGGUGAAAUUAGAGAUGACCUCAUCCCCUACACCAGGGUCGUCAUCACUUUCCGUCGAAAAAUCCGAUCAGCCGCCGGAAAAUUCAACUCCGCUUGCUAAGAAAAAACGCAGUCUUCCCGGGAUGCCAGAUCCAGAUUCUGAAGUAAUCGCGCUGUCCCCAAAAACGUUAAUGGCGACCAACAGAUUCGUGUGCGAGAUCUGCGGGAAGGGUUUCCAGCGCGACCAGAACCUACAGCUCCACCGGCGCGGCCACAAUCUCCCGUGGAAGCUCCGGCAGAGGACGGGCAAAGAGCCGAGGAAGCGGGUCUACGUCUGCCCGGAGCCGUCGUGCGUCCACCACGACCCCUCGAGGGCCCUCGGCGACCUCACCGGAAUAAAGAAGCACUUCUCCCGGAAGCACGGCGAGAAGCGGUUUAAGUGCGAGCGCUGCUCCAAAAAGUACGCCGUUCAGUCCGAUUGGAAGGCUCACAUGAAGACCUGCGGGACAAAGGAGUACCGCUGCGAUUGCGGCACUUUGUUUUCCAGGAGGGAUAGUUUCAUCACGCACAGGGCGUUCUGCGAGGCGCUGGCGCAGGAGAGCGCCGCGGCCCGAACCCGGCCUCCGGCGGCGGCGGUGGCGGUGGCGAGCUCGGGCGGGGAGUCUGCGGCGCCGCCGGCCGGUGCCGGUUCGAGUCCGGCUCUGUCGCCGCUCACACCUCAGGCCGGCGUGUUGUCGUCCCCAGUGCUGUCCGUGCAAAGUUCAGCCGAGCUGCCGGAAAAUCAAACCACUGUUGCCGCCAUAUUCAACCCAUCAUCAUCAUCUUUCUUAGGCCCGUGUGGGCCCGCCGUGGACCCCAUAUCUCUCUCACUAUCCAACUCAUUGUACGCCACGUCAGCAUCUUUAUUCACAUCCUCCACAGCCCAAAACAAUCAUUACGUCCCAUGCCUAGACCCGGCCCUAUCCGCCACUGCCUUGCUUCAGAAGGCGGCCCAAAUGGGCCCAAUCUCAUCCAGCCCUUCAUUCCUCCACGGCCUCUGGCGAGAUCAUCAUCAUAUCUCCACAUCGUGUGGUGUGAAGCUGGAGAAGAACUUAAUGGCAUCUGGGCUUGGGCUUGGGCCUCCGUCAAGUAGUUUUGGUAAUGACGUGAUGCUGGGCCCAUCGGCUAUGUUUGGGAAUAAGCCGCCAACGCUGGAUUUUCUUGGGCUAGGCAUGGGAGGAGGUAAAGAAGGGCCCGAGGUAUCUUCCGGGCUUUCUGCCUUUUUUAGCCCGAUUAGUGGCGGGCUUGACAUGACGGCUGCUUCGUUUUCCGGGCUUAGGCCCGGUGGAGAUGGUUGGGAUGAGGAUUCAUCUGAGAGUAAACCUUCCAUUUUGUAGCUUUGAUUUAGUUAGGGUGGUGAAGAAAGGUUUUAUUUAUUAUCNGGUGAAGGUCAAGUUAUUGUUUCUACGAAGAAUUUUUAUUUAUGGAAUGUUUUGGUACGAAAUUUGUGUCUUUUUGGGCCAAUAGACUUUGUGUACAAAUUCAA